AUGUUAGCUGCAAAAGCUGCAUCCGAAGUCGUGCCUGUGGACAGCAAGUUAAGCAUCGUGACGGACUCGAAGUGGACGCUCGAGGAACUCACCAAAUGGCUCACAAGACAUGAAGAUACGGGAUACAUCGACAAGGCGAAUGCCACGCUAACACGUGCCACAGUUGCCCGCUUACGAGCCAGGUGUACACAUACCAGAUUCAAAUGGGUCAAAGGACAUGCAGGACACGUCGGAAACGAGAGAGCUGACCGUUUGGCUGGUGACGGAGCACGGAAAGAUGUGCCGGACGUAGUCGAUCUCUCGAUACCCCCACGAUUCCAAGUCACAGGGGCCAAACUGACAGCGCUGACGCAAUCACUAGCCUACAAGGCGAUAAGAGCACGAAAAGAGGAAGGAAGUGAGCCACGACGGCAGACAGAACUCAAUCUCACCCAGAUCUUGUCCGACGUGGAGGACGCUUUUGGUAUCAAACUCACGCACGAGAGUGUAUGGCGGGCAAUAAGGAACCCGGCCAUCUCCCUGGAAGCGCAAUACUUCCUGUGGAUGCUCACACAUGACGGGUACAAGGUAGGCACGUACUGGCUGAAAGACAACUUCAACGAAGACCAGAGGAGGCGCGGUGAGUGCGCAAAAUGCGGUUCUACUGAGACCAUGCACCACAUUCUAUUCGACUGUGACUUCGAAGGUCAGGCGACGGCCUGGACACUGGCAGAACAUCUUUGGCGACAUACCAAGCGUGACUGGCCAACAGUCUCGCUGGGGACUGUCGUGACCGCCGGUUGCCUCCCACAUCGAAACGCAAAGGGACGCCCCGUCGCGGGGCUAAACCGCCUAUGGGCCAUCAUCAUGUCGGAGACGGCGAAAUUUAUCUGGGCAAUCAGGUGCGAAAGGGUAAUCCGCAACGAGAAUAGAGAGUUCACCGCCGAUGAGGUAACACAUCGGUGGUAUGCUGCGAUUGAGGGCCGCCUCAGCGAUGACCGGCAUUCAACAUGCAAGAGCCUUGAAAAGCGAGCACUUGAUCCCGGCGUGGUAAACGCCACGUGGAAGCCCGUGAUAGAGGGCUACCAGAGCCUACCCCCCGCGUGGGUCGGGGACACCGGGGUUUUAGUGGGUAUUAAGAGAGGCUGCGGGUGAGAGGUAGGAGGCCAGGUUGGAGGGCACUCACCCACGGUCUUCUCUUGGAGUCCCACACGCUGUGCCUAAAGGCAUUUCCUCGGAGUGGUAUCAGGAAUACGGUUUUUCACGGCUCUCGGGGUCUCAUGGUUCCCCGAACAACUUUGCGGGCUAAACGGACGCUCGUCCGUUGUGAGGAAUAUGUAGCUCGUCGCACGACCUGCUUGAUUAUCCCUCGGCUAUCC
Messenger RNA from Schizophyllum commune H4-8, 1358 nucleotides. RefSeq lists its product as uncharacterized. The transcript has a single exon. Gene Ontology annotation, molecular function: nucleic acid binding; RNA-DNA hybrid ribonuclease activity. Lineage: Eukaryota; Fungi; Basidiomycota; Agaricomycetes; Agaricales; Schizophyllaceae. The coding region runs from base 1 to 1134 and encodes 377 amino acids. The record is from RefSeq and is a predicted model, not a curated record.